CUGGGUUUCCUAAAACCCUUAAAAUCUAAUUGGGGAAGGACAGAGAAAAGAAGACUUUGGGGAAGAAAGUUAAGCUUUGAAUACCCAGAAACAGAGUGGAGAAGAUGUGGUUAGCGGGGUUGGUGAAGAACAACGUAAAGGGAGGGAAUGGCGGCGUUGGGAGUCUACUGGUUCGAUACAUGUCGAGAACUAGGGCAGUAAAUGUGAGAAAGAUCAAUCCAAAAGUACCCAUUCCGGAAGCUAAAUCCAUCGCCAGUUCCCUAUAUGACCUCAUCAAGCAACGUGGUCCUCUCACCGUUCCCAACACUUGGACUCUCGCCCAGGAAGCUGGAAUUGGUGGAUUAAACAGCAAAACACACAUGAAGAUAAUGCUCAAAUGGAUGAGGGGAAGAAAAUUGUUAAAGUUGUUCUGCAACCAAGUUGGGUCCAACAAGAAAUUUUUGCACUGUACGCUGCCGGAAGAACCUCGAACUGAACAAUCAGAAAGCCUUCCAGAGCCUGUACUGCAAACCAAGAAGAAGCCUUCUGCUAAGAGAAAGAAGAAAACUAAAAAAUGAUUUAUAAUGGUUCUAUUGCAUGCAAUCAACUUUGCUGCUAUACAAAGAUCCUGUAGGAAUUCGAGUCUUACGUUUUGGGUGAAUGCCUCUAUCGUAUUUUAUCUGCUCCUUUACCUUACUUAGGCAUUUAUUUUGCAGGUUCCUUCUUCCUUUUUCUCAUUAGAAUCUUCUGAACACAAGCGUGAUGAGUUUUAAUCGGAUCUGAUGGACUGAAAGAUGUUAAAGCAUGUUUGCCUGGUUAAUAAUGUUUAUGUUUAUGUGCCUGCUGACUGUUAUUUGAUAUUGGGUUGCCUAUGUUGUCUUUAAACAUGAACUGGAUUUUAUGACAGGUUUGUAGCUGGAGGUUUUAGACAACAAUUUGAUCAGACAACAUGCUGAAAAUUGUGUUGUGUUGUUAAGAAGGAUACUAAGAAUCUCAACUAGGAAUUUUUAUCAAGUUUGGUUGAUUUGUGAAGAUAUUUGUAUUCCAACACUUGAUGAUGCUAAAUUAGAGUGCAAGAAACGAUGUCAAAGUUAAUACAUAAUUAUAUUGACCUUAA
Messenger RNA from Gossypium arboreum, 1096 nucleotides. RefSeq lists its product as uncharacterized. The transcript has 2 exons. NCBI's taxonomy places the organism in Eukaryota, Viridiplantae, Streptophyta, Magnoliopsida, Malvales, Malvaceae. The coding region runs from base 105 to 557 and encodes 150 amino acids. The record is from RefSeq and is a predicted model, not a curated record.